Molecule: messenger RNA, 15198 nt
Organism: Paramuricea clavata
Lineage: Eukaryota; Metazoa; Cnidaria; Anthozoa; Malacalcyonacea; Plexauridae
Source: the annotation of a GenBank genome assembly
GAAUUCGUGUACGUCACGACCACCGUCUCCUCUAAUUUAUUCAUCCGAUGAUUUUAUUGUCAUUGUAUUAACCAAACUCUUUGUAUAACGCGUCAUCGAACAUAGCUCUCACAAGUCAUUGGCUUUCUAUUGUGUAUAUUUCGAGUUAAAGCCGUCUCGAGUUUUAAUUUUGUGAAUUGGGUUAUAUAUACGUCGAAAGGCGGCACACCCGAAGGGGCGGAGAAAAGUUGAGAAAAACAGUCGAACGUAAGUGUUAUAUACAGGUUAGAAUUAAACCACAUGCCUUAGAUUUCAUUUCCAUCGUAUAUGGUGAGGUAACAUGAUAUGCCAUUAGGCAGUUUUAAUAACGCUAACGACUUCUUGUGUGCAUCGCGAUGCUGUUAUUGUUUUGGUGACAAGUAUUUCAUAUUAAUUUCCUUUAAGGUUCGUAUCUAAAGCUGUUGGGCCAAGCUUAAGAAACUGUUACUGAAUUUCUCUGCGAUUCUACCCGCUAUCAUUGGAAUUUACUUGUCUAGAAAGAGUGUAUAAAUAUGGAACGCCAGUCAUAGGUUGUCGAAUUCUCGUCUGGGAAUUUACGUUGAAAAGUAAGGAUCGAUAUUUGGCCUAAAGAAACGUGACGAUAUCCCGGACUAAAGUACAAUCAUGAGUUCGGUAAGUCCUAGCAAUAUUUCCGUAAAGCAUAGCUGUCAUUUAUCAUAGCCCAGCCUUUCCGUUUUGCGUUUAUGGAUUAUGGUUGAAAUGUGAGGCAUGCUUCGUCAGGUUAUAUGCCUGUUACACUGCGGUGUUAUAUCAUUUAUCACAUGAACUUCAGUAAUAUCGUUCCUGGGAAGUAUUGUUUGUAUAUACAGCAAGAAAUAUGCAAUAUUAUGCGGUAUGUUUUGUGUUAUUAAACGUUUUAAAUAAUCUGUUAAUUUUAACAUAAUAUCAACUAGCAGUAUAUGAAAAUUUUAAAGCGACAAUUAGAACAUUAGCUUAUCAUAAUCCUGCUUUAAUUGCUACCUUUAUAAAAAUUUACUGCAUGAUAUAGGCAAUGGAAAUCACUAAAACUUGACGUAUACACUCGCAAAAUAACCAAACAUUAAAUCAAUAGCGCUGACAACAUAUUUUUCAACAGCGAUUUACUAAUAACGUUUUUACAAAUUGACGAAUGGAAUGUUUUGAAAUAGCAAGCAGCAAUUAAACUUUAAUAAACAUUCGUAAAGUGUUGUGUAACUGUCGAUAGCUAUGUUGAGGCCUUGGGUUGAAAAUAUAUUGAUAUCUGUGUCCUUUAUAAACUUUCUUUGUCCAAAAUGAGAGAUCACCGGAUGAGUGAGAUGAUCAGAUGACUGAUAAAUGUUGUCAGUUUGUCCAUUUUUUGUAGAACUUACAUUAGCAAUUAGAAAGCUUUUUUCUGUAUGAAGUGACGUAAAUUUAGCUAAAUACUAUGCCGUUUGAUAUUCAAAACAUGCCAGUGAAUUAACUAUUCAAGUGUGAACUCUGAAGUCUUUUAGAAUAUUGAACUUGAAUAAUGCAAACAAUAUAUUGGCAGCUUAUUUCCCUAUGCUUGCGUGAGUAAAUGCUUGUUUCAAAAGUGCUUGAAAUUUUAAAUGAAUAAAGUGUAGAAUGUAUAUGGCAAGCUUGUGCCAAGUUUGAAUAAUUUGUUGUCACAUACGUUAAAAGCAACGAUUUUGACUUUUCUAAUUGUAUUUUACAUUAGUAAUAUAUAUGUUAUUUGCAAUAUUCAUUGAACAUUGAAUAUGUGUAUUAAACAAAUUUUGAAUAAAUAUCAAAUUGAUACUUCAUCUAAUUUUACUGUAUUAAUUAAAGAAUAAAUGCUUCUAAUGAGUAAUGAGAACUAUGGUUUUCUUACGGUAAUAAAUCAGACCACAGGCUUACAAUAAUGAAUUAUUUUAAUACAAUGUGUCAAACUAAAUUGUCUGAUUUAUUAACAUAGUAAAUAUGUAUUGUAAGGACUUCGAGAAAAUUCCCGCAGUACAAGACAUGAAGACAUGAGGAUGAUUAAUUAUUUGGUAUUUGAAAGAAUUUGUAUUUAUGUUUUAAGGCGUUGAACUAUAUAUUGUCAUUAAGCAUUCACCAUUGUACUUAUUGUAUAUGUAUACAUAGAUCUACAUACACUAGUCACUAUCUUUCAAUUCAUAUGUAAAACGUGGCGGCGAGAUACAUUGAGCCAUACGUCUGCACUUAAGAUACUCACGCCACGACGUAUGCCAGCACUUAAAUAUAUUCGCGCUUAUUUCCUGACAUCCACAUCGAACGCAGUGGCCAAAUGCACGUUCUGUUACUAUUGGAUCUAUAAUCGAUCAGCUUUUUCUAAUAAUAGUCACUUUGAAAUCGAAAUUCCUAAUACAUAGUAUCAACGACAAACAGCAUGUUCUGACAAACCAAUUGCGAUUCAGCGUUCGCAGAAAGUGGCGCGCUGAUAAAAUCUAAGAGAUUAGCUGGGAAGCUUGGGUCCUUGUAGGCUUAAGGUGGCGUGUAUCUGAUAUUUCAUAUAUUCCGCAACAUGUGGUAUAAACGAUCUUUGACAUCUAUUUCAUUCUGUAAUUUCAUAUAUGUCCAGUGGUCUACCAUAUAAAUUAUUACAGCCCUAGAAGUCUGCAAAGAAAAUGAUCUAAUACUAAUAGUUACAUAUUUAAGACGUUCUAAAUUCAAUUAGAACAAAGUUCGUGUUUAUUCCCUUAUCGAAGUUGAUACAUUGAGCAAAAAUUCGAAUGGAAUUUUAACGACUUGAAAUUAAAGUAUUAUUACUUUUAAAGCCACAACUGAAAGUGCCCUCCAACCUGGAAACAUGUAUAAUGAAAAUAAAGACUUAAAAAUCCAAACAUAAUUUAGCUGUAUGGUGCAGUUUUAUUCAUUAUUUUUGUCUGGUGGUAACAAUACACUCGGGCAGGGGUUCAACUUAUUUUUACCCUAUUCAUGUUUUCAGAUUUUUACGAUGUAAAAAUUUAAAACAUUUCAAAUGAUAUAAAAAGACAUUUCUUUAGGAGUUCACUACACGGAUGUUUCGGAAUUUUAAAAAUGCCCCGAAAUAUUUUGUGUUAAAUAGAAAAUAAAUUGUCCUGUCUGUUUGUCUGGCCUAUAAUCGCUGUAUCAACAAUGGUUAAGGUCGUGGCCAUUGUCGGUUGUAUUCGACGAAUUUCAAUACCUGACAAGUUUAAUUAGUAACUAUAAACUCCUUAAUCUUUUACAAAACAACUGAUAAAAAUAGCUGUUCACUAAAGACAAAGCCACUUGAAGUUAUCAUUUUAAAAAAGAAAGCAGUUUGAUGAAUCUUAUCGUUUCCAUUUUAACCCAUCGUGAUAUGACUACAGGGUAUUAUGCAGUUUGUUGUUAUGCAUAAAAUUUUAAAUAUCCUGAAAUAGGAACAAACAAGAAGGGUCGUUUUGUUUUUUCCUUUGUGUGCUUGACUUGGCAAACUUUUCUAAGCACACGGGAAGUGUUGUAAUUAACAGUUUGCAAAGAUUAAAGUGCAAACCUCCGCCUGGAAUUUUAAUAUUUUUUCUCGUGAUUAAUCCCAUAGCGAUUUGGUAAAUUCUGGUUAUAUAGCAUAUGUUGUAUCCCAGUAUUGUAUAGGCAGUAGCCUGGUUUACGACAUGAAAGUUUCUGUGAUCACAGUAGGAAUUUUGCGUAGGUAAAUUCUAAGUUUUGAAGGUUUGUAAGAAAUGUUUGAGGAAACUGGCUCUUACAAAUCCUUCAAAACUUACAAUUUACCUACGCAAAAUUCCUACCAUGAUCACAAAAACGUUUUUAGUGUAAACCUAGCAGGCUAGUGUAAAAUAGGAUAGAAUUAGGUUAUUUACGUAAUGUGACAUAUGUGAUGACAUCCAGGUGAUCUCGUGUUCGUAUUUUAGCCAAUCAGCGCUCAGAAAGGGUUGUCCGAAUAGAAAUCCAUUUUGAUGUAUUCAGUCAAUUAUAUCUUUCGUUAUUCUUUAUGAAACUAGUUGAAAUUUUGUAAUUAUGUUUAGUUAUGAGAACUGUAGCUCUGACAAAAAUAUGGAAUCGAAAUAAAGUAUAUUACAGGAGAUAUUCAGUUGUUUUAAUCAUAAAAUGGAUUUCUAUUUGACAACUAGUGCCAGUACUUUUCCGCGUAUCAAGAUCAUCUGGAUUUAGAAAGAUCACUGUUGGUGUUGAGGCUUGAAGUCACGUGAUAACCACACGACUAAAGCUAAUUAUUAUUAUUAAUUUUCCACUAGGGGAAUUUGUUCGCGCAAAAAAGUAGGAACUGAUCCAACUUUUUCGCGGCGAAUAUUUUCGCUGACCGGCAAUUACAUUGCCAAGAUUUGUUGGUGGAAAAUGUGCUUUAAAGUCUAAACUAAUUUUAUUUAUACCAUUAAUAUGUCAUGUAAGACCAAUGACCAUCCCUUAUUGGUUUAUCAGCAAAAGUGGAAGAAACCCAAACUAAACUAAGUUUAUUUGUACUGGAUAUUAUCUCUAUCUGUUUUGAACUGUUCUACCUUGAAAAUAGGGCAAUGUUUACUCAUCCACUGUUAAUUUGGCAAUCGAACUUUCAACCGAUCCCGAAUCCACCGAUCCGCGAGUCCUCGUCCGCAUUUUUACUUGGUCCAACGACCUUGGUCUAUUGUGAUCCACCCACUGACCCAUCCCUUAAGGCUAAGCAGGACUAAAAUUUACUCUCUCGGAUUAACCCCCUGGAUUAACCAUCUCGACGCGUCAUGUAUGAAGGAUGCCCCUAUAUUUGAUGUUUCGUGUAUUGACUGAUCUCUCAAUAUCGACAAAUUUGGCGAAUGUUUAUUUAUACCCAACAGGCACUUCCAGUUUUUAAUUUAUGUGCGCAGGGGGUGAUGGGAAGUAAGGUAUCACAUUGCUGAAAAUUUUCAAUACAAACUGCCAAAACAACCGAAAUAUUUCAAUAUUUACAACUACAAGUAGCUAUCACUCAGAGGUUACACGGCCACCAUUUUUAUUUUUUCAGCAUAAUCAGCAAUAUGAUACCUUACUUCCUAUCGCCCCCUGCACACAUAAACUAAAAGCUGGAAAUGGAUAAUUCACAAGUUUAGAUAACUCACAUGCCUAGUUACUAUUGUUCUAGUUUAUAGAAGAGUAGAAUAGAACAAAGGUAACUAAGCUUUAGAAUGAUCUACAUGAGGGAAUAACUCUUGUACAUAACUCUAAUGCUUAUAGUUACUUUUGUUCUAUUCUGUGCUUCAGGCUAAACUAGAACAAUAGUACCUUGGCAUGUGAGUUAUAUAAACUUGUGAAUUGGGUAACAAAGAUGUAAACAACAUUCGCCAAAUUUCUCAAUAUUGGUUUCGUUAUACCAAAAGGAAAAGACAAAUUAUUUGUUAAUGUCGCGCGCCAAAUGUUAAUUGUUGAAAUGUGCAAAAUGCGCGCUAACUGCGCGCCGCAAUUUCCUCAUCACUCCCACGUCACCCACGUAAUGCUGAUUCAAUUUUUUAGUUAUUUGUCAACAUAGGAAUAAUAGGAAACAUAGAAAUACAAAACAUAUGUAAUUAUUCUAGAAUGUGGAAAUCGUUCCUUUGCCUGUUAAACACUUGAAAUAACAAUACUGCGUGUCAUAAUCCAGAGAUCAGUUUCAUUGUCCUUUGGUUUCAACAUUCCACUGUUCUUCAUGCCAUCCAGUCGUGUUCCAGUGAUCAGAAUGUUUCGUUGUCUUUUCACUGCUUUGAAAAUCUCACUGUUCUCCAUGCCAUGCAGUCGGGAUCCAGUGAUCAGAAUGUUCCAUUGUCUUUUCACUGUUUUGAAAAUCUCACUGUUCUCCAUGCCAUGCAGUCACGUUCCAGUGAUCAGAAUGUUCCAUUGUCUUUUCAUUGUUUUGAAAACCUCCAUCAGUUGUAUUGUUUAUCCUGAUUUAAAUAGUAAUACUUGAUUGAAAAACUUUCAAGACUCAAGUGCAGUGAACUUCGCUAAUACGAACACCCAUGCAGGGACACAGCAAUGUGCUCUUGCCAGAGUGGUGUCCCUUUUAUAGAGGUUUCUUAAAGCAAAAUUUUCGGAGAAUUUGUUUUAAUUCCGGGGACAUUGGAAACAUAUAUAGAGGUGUCUCUAAGGAGAGGCUCGACUGUCCUACAUUUCAUUGAGUUUUCCGCAUUCAUGAACUAAAUGCGCUUAACAAACUGUCGAAACUUCGUGCAAUAGGUCACGUCUUUCACCUCCGCUUUGGAUCAACCACGUCUUUCACCUCCGCUUUGGAUCAACCACGUCUUUCACCUCCGCUUUGGAUCAACCAACGUGCUCUGCCCGAAAGUCGUGGGUAUUCCAUCCGGGUUGGUUCCUCCCACAGAAAAAGUUAACAAGUUGUGGUAACCAUUCAGAGCUUCGCGCAAUCGUUAGAACGAUCAACUAAUUCUGCUCGUGUCGAAAGGUUUUCUCCAGGUACUUUCGUUUCCUCCCACAAAGACGGUUUAGGUUAGUUUCUCGAGUUUCUCGCUCAUUGGUGAGCGGAUUUCACAACAGGCUAUUGCCCAAAUUGAUAGGGGAUCCGAGAACGAUUUAAUGUCCUUAUCCGAGAAGAUGCAAAAGUCUAACCAUUUAUUGAUGUCAAUGUAAAGGUAGCUCUUUCUCCUCAAUUAUUUUAAGACCUUGAGAGUAGAGGUCCGACCUAGGAUUGAAGCCGCCGGGUCUCCCAUGCAGCUUAAGAGUCGAGCGCGUGGUUACCACGACACCACAACUCACAAGUGCUCAUUUGAGGGGGUGAUAAAAAAGAUAUCGCAGCAAUUAGAGCGAGACUUGGUGUAACGUCAUGUUUUUAUUUACAACGUCUACAACGUGACCAUGACCUCUUCUUAAACCGGCUAUGUCUCUUUCUAUUCACACGGCACUUACGAGUUCGAAAUUAAUCUCUCGUAGCGACACAAACAUUUAGCAUCUUAUUAUGAUAAUAUGGGAAAUCCAAUUUUAGUAUAUUCUUGAGCUAAACUGGAUUGAUUUGGUGAACGGUUUCGAUAGGGAUUUAUCAUCUGAACACACGAGAAAAACAAACUGUAAACGAAUUGAAAAGAUGAGCUUAAGAUUUAAGAACUAUAGCAAAAUUAUUAUAAAAUCACAACUGAUGGUUUCUGACUAAAGCGCAGGUCAAACGAGGACGAUUAAUGAGAGUUGGCAGUUACGAAUUGUUCCUGGGACAUUUUUAGCUCUGGAUUAACAAAAUAAAAGUUCGAUGAGUGUUCCAACUAUGUUUCAACUUCAAUAAAAUACAUGAUGGAAAGCAUUAAGAUUUAAGAACAGCCAACCAAGGUCGCGUGAUUUCCAACUUUUAUAUACUCUCAUCCUCGUCUCAUCCAAGCUUAUGACUCUCUAAUCGUUCAAUGGGGACCCUCACUUGAAAGAGCCGCAUAAUCUGCCCAACCAUGAUAUCUCGUCAUAUGUAACUUGGCAGUGAACCAUAUUACUAUUAGCAAACCCUCAACUCUUUAAUCGUUCAAUAGAAAAUCACUUCGAUCAAGUUCACAUAAUCUUCUGGGAGACAUUUAAUCCACUUUACUUAGAGUUCCAGCCAGGCGAUCCUGUUUGUUUUCACACGAGAAAUAGUUAGACUUUGAAGACACUUCAGACUAACCAAUAUACUGGACACGAGCUUAAAAUAGUGCUGACUCAAGUCCAGAGUGCAAAGAAUUUUUUUAUGCCUUGUACUUUUCAGAACAGCUAUAAAAACUAGUCUUGAACUUUUUGGGAUGUUCAAUUCAUGUCGAUACGUGGUUUUAAGUUGGUCAGUAUCUCAAUGAAAGUUCGAGCUUCGCGUAUCUGCAGAUAUUGCCUGUGGAUGUAGUUGUACUUUUCACUGCUAUCAUUGCACUUAUUUUGAAUAAGAUCAGGUAAUCAAAUACUGGUUUUAUUGUCUGUCAUUGCUCUUUCCGAAGGCUCAAGAAGAUCUACCAAUUUUGAAAGAAGGGCCUCUCUUUGAUGUAUGGGCGUUGAUAUUGCACUCCUUCGAAACUUCCAAAUAAAAACUCCUUUGAAAGGCAGACGUGGAGCGAAUCUAUCUCUUGAAGACUAGUACACUAGCACGUCAGCAAGUGCUCUUGCGUGAAGUUCUUGCAUUUGUCAAAGAAAGGCUUCUGUUGGCGAGAUUUGUCCAUAGAACCUUAAAGGGCAAUUUUGGGUUUCACAUUGAAAUUAUGGAGGAAAUACGGAUUUUUAUUUAUAUCUUUGCUUACAACCAUAUACAGUACCAGUAGAUAAAAGAACUGAGAUUCUUAGAGUUGACUCCUCGAAAUGCUAAUGACCGUGCAGUCACAACUUCUUUGUGAUGUAACAUUUCUUACAGGAAAUUUUUACUUACUGUUCUUCGUUAAAAACAGAUUUAAGUUAUUGUACAAAAAAAGCAUAUGUUGUGUGAAUGACGUAUUAACUCAAGUUAUCAACGCUUAUUUCUGCAAAGAAAACAACAUAAUGUGGGAGGAUUGAGCCUUUGGCUAAGUACCAGCUUAUUUGGCGAGAAAAACUCAGGAAAUCACUUUAAUAUAUGAGCUCGUUCCAAGUGUUUGUCAGUCAAGUAGCUUGUUGUGUCGCGCAAACAUCUCGUGAAGGACGAAAAUUGUAUAAGAUGCAUGAUAUUCAGAUUGGCUGCGUGGUAAGACUCAUAUUGUUAUUUUGUUUAGUUAAUUUGUUUGGUGUUGUUUGUGGUUGAGUGGUGAUUAUAUACAUAACCGUAUUUAGUAAUAUAUGAGAAGAUUUAUUAACUAAAAGACGCCGUACUGUCAACUUUAAUUAAGUUGUGGCAAAAAGGCCGAUGUCUACAGUGUUUUUGAAUACAUUCCAAGUAAAUGAGUAGAAACUAGAUAUAAGGAAUUGAUAUGAACUGAUGUAUGGUAUCUUGUAACUGAUAUGCUUUCUAAUUUUAUGUUGGAUGUUAUCAUGUGUUCUAAUCUGGAAUUUGUUUCUAUAUUUGUUUCGAUUUAUAUUGAUAUGUUGGCAUAGGCGACUGCAUCGCCCCUGUUGCUGUAAUUUCAAUCCGAAAUACCAUAAUUAUGCUAGUAACCGACGCUUCAAUAUACAAACCUGUCUCUUAGAUGUUGGCUGUUCACCAGUCUACCAAAUUUAGAGUAUUUUUGCGGCAUCACACUUUCGUUGUGUGGGAACUUUUCGAAUUGGAACAUCGGUCUCGUUCUAAUCGUCAACUAAUUACUCAAAUUAUACUCUAAUUGGUUGAUCGAGAUUAAAUAAUUGCGGAUUUUAGCGCGCAUUUUUGACACAAUGAGAAAUAAGCUAUGUAGAGAAUCGUUUUAAAUACUAUUGACUUAACAUGUUACUUGCAUGUGUUACACUAUUCAUAUAGAUUGAUUUAAGAAUGGUUUUCACUUAUUAACCUUAUCAUGCAUAUAACAGAUGGUUGGCAACUUGUCGGACUAAGAAUUAAAGUAGUGAUAAUGUUGACGAGUUCAUCAUCAUAUGUAUAGUUGUCGGGUCUGAGUUUGUGGUGAAUAAAUAGAAUUAAUAGAUCUCUAGUGUAAUUUCUUGCUUCUGUAUAAGUGUCGACAUUUCAAGUUCAUCACGAUUCCCGAAACACACCGAUAACAGAAAUUGAACAGUUGGGGCAAAAUAACAUUUCGUUUUGUACAAACAGGAUGUUUUUCUAGAAACCCGGAAAAUUUUCAAAAGAUUACAGUAUAAAGGAAGUACUGACACCAAGUAUCUCUUUUCGUUGUCCUAAACGAACAACUGUAUCUGUAUUACAUCGACAGCGGGGCUUUUAAUAAAUCUGUUUUACUGUAUAUUUGAUAUCCUUCCAAAAGUUAUCUAAUACAUAUGCCAUGUGUUUCCUUGCAUAAUCUUGUUAUAUCAGGAAUAAUAUUGGACCACCGUGGCGAGUUAAGGUUUAGGUACUCGUGCUCUUCACUUGAAGUGUUUAGCACGAAACAGGAUGCCUGCUUGUCUAGAGAUUAUAUCAUGUUUUGUGAAUUGUAUAUUCGCUGUAUUGCUUCAAGUUAAAAAGGCAGGGUCUUCGAGCCUUUUUGUCUAGCUAAUUUUAAGACAGAUCAGUUCACGUCGGUAUUUUUGCUCAGAGUGUUCUAAAGAACAUCCUUUAUACAUAUUUACUGCAUCUAUAAUGUCUCCUAUAUACAGUAAGCACUUCUAUAUGUUUUAUAUAUGAACAGUAUUCUAGACAACACGGCUUGAUCAAAUAGUUUGAAAGAAGUUCAUGAGAUUUGUACAUUUGUAGUGAAACUUUGCUAGUGUAAACCAGUCGUUAAUAAUGUUUGGUUUACCGUGUCACGUUUUCAGUACGUGUGUCCCCUUCUACAUGGUAAUUCACUGCUACGCCUAUGAUAUCGUAGCCUGCCUUUCUCUCGUAUCCGUUAUUAGAAAGGUUCACAUUUGACAUCCACUACCGCUACGUUGAGGGAUCAUCAACCAAUCAGAUGCGUUUGAUAUGCCCGAUCAACCAAUCAGAUGCGUUUGAUAUACCCGAUCAACCAAUCAGAUGCGUUUAAUAUACCCGAUCAACCAAUCAGAUGCGUCCUAAGCCAGUGAGAGGUAGUGGAAGUCAAGUAUGAACCUCCACACCCGCUAACAAUAUCAUGUGGUUUAUUAAAUUCGCUUUCAUCCAAGCGCAAUGCGCGACAGCUUAUUUUAAGGUCGAUUUACACUACACAACUUUUGCCUAAAACUUUCGCAUACAUCCUGCUUACAACUUAAAUUGUACUGUGUCAAUCAAGUAUACACUACGCCUGCGUUGUCGUAGGUGAGUUGUGUGCUUGAUUACACACUACAACUCAAGUUGUAAGUAGGUUGCAUGCGACAGUUUUAGGCCAAAGUUGUGUGUAGUGUAAGUCGGUCUUAAUUAGAUGCAAGGUGCCAAGGACUCGCAGGAUGCUUGCGAGUUGGUUCUUACGAUGAGUGGAACAGAUCCUUAAGUGAACUCAACGGUUAUCUCUAUUUUUAGGUCGUGCUUGCCAAAGCUUUAUAUAACAAUGACUCAGAAGCAGACGACGAAUUGUCGUUCAAGAAAGGUGACGUCAUCACGGUAAUUGAGACGGAUUUCGAAGGAAUGGAAGGCUGGUGGUUGUGCUCUCUUGGUGAGAAACAGGGCGUGGCUCCCGGGAACAGAUUACAGUUGAUAUCAUUUGACAACAAUGACACACGUGACACGCAGGAUGUUUACGAUACCCCAGGACAAGCUUAUAAAGAAAGAUACGGUGACGUGGACUAUGAUGUUCCCAAACCCUACCCUGCGCCAGAAUUCGACGAUUACGCAAUACCAAAAUCACCCUACAGCAACUAUGCCGUCCCAGACUCCCAACGCUACGGGUUUGUCUUACCCAGUCCUUCCCCUAUUUCAGCCGAGCGAAAUAGCAAUUCUUCAGACGGACUGGUAACUAACGAGAUUUACGCAGCUCCGUCGUCGCACUAUAGCUCGGAGAGAUCUAGUGACGAGUUUCGAUUCUCCGGUGAAAUGUCUCAUGGCAGUGGGUCAGAAGAAAUAUAUGACGUACCAUCACGAAACUCCAUUGAGUCUGAUGAUGGUCAACGAAAUAUGCUUCUUCCGGUUAUCCCACCUAAAGCCAGAGAUGUCGUCAGCAAUGGUUACCAUAGUAACAGUAUGAGUCGUCAAGAAUCCCAAGAGAUUUACGAUUCUCCAGCGGGCUCGAGGAGUUCAAAUCAUUCCGACGUGCACGACCAGUUGCCUAGCAACGAAAUCUACGACCAGUUGCCUAGCAAUGAUGUUCAACAGUUAGACCAACUAAUGUGCACAAUCUCGAGUGAUGGUGAAGACUAUGCCACAAUCCCAAGCCCAUCCAUUGACGGUCCUCAGGAUAUUUACGAUGUCCCUCCGACAGCUCCCCAGGAACUCUACGACACACUUCCGGCCGGUCCCGAAGAAGUGUACGAUGUCCCUCCGAGCGGUCCCGAAGCAUUUUACGACGAACUGCCAGCGGAUAAAGCAGACUCGCUUUACAAGCGGAACAGGUUAGCUGAUGGUAAUAACAACCCCCCGGUUUUACCUAAGAAUAUUGAUAAUGCUGUUUAUGAAGAGAUUCCGGGGGGCCCUGAGGAGUUGUAUGAUAAUUUUGCCGAGAAAAAUACGAAGCCAAGCACAGGGAGCCUAAACAGAAAGAAACGACACGACAGUGAUGAUUAUGUUGAUUAUCAAGAAAUUUAUGGCUUAGGCGAGGAGGAAGAAGCUAAAAAGGUUUGUAGAUACUUUCAAUAUUGUCUCGAGUGCUUUAGAAUGUGAUCAGCAGAAGGUGUUCAAUUGCAGAAAUGUUGACAUUUAUAAGAAGAAAAACUGAAUUGCAUCUCUUAAUUGGCCACAAAGACUAAUACAUACUAAUGAAGAAGGCAUAUGUGGCAAUGAGACACGGGGAACAAAGCCAAAAAUAUAUUAGAGGAAACAAAGGAACUUGGGAAAUAAGGGAACACGGUGAAAUCUUUGUGGGGAAAAAUUUCCAAGAGAACACAGAAAUACAGCCUCCCCCCCCUCCCAGGAGACCCUCGUAACUGCCUGUUGGCCAUCACAUGUAGUGCAUGACAGUAUUUAGUAUAUCUAUGGCUAGAUUGUUGAAAUUUUUAAUUGAAUGAUUGAAUUGACGUUUUUUUACUUUCGUACUCAGUUAAUUAAUAAAACAUUUUCCGAAAACUAAUAGUUGAUUCAAGGAACUUAUUCCACUUCUUUGCAUUGUUUCUAGAAUGACGGCUGUGAAAAGACGGAACAGUCGGUUCUGGAAAGGAUACAUAUGGAUAAAGUUCGUGAACUACGCGUCAGCCAUCUUGUUGCGAUGCACAACCUUGACAAACUGCAACAAGCCGUUGACGUAGCUGUCACGAAACUCAUGAGCUUUGUCACCGACGAUUGGCGACGAUCCGAAGUCUACGCUUUAAACAUCAACGGAAUUCGUGAAAUUUCUGAAAAAGUGAAAGUAGCUCUUCGCCUUUUGACGGAGUUCGGUCUUGGCGCGUUAAAGAAUUCUCAGAAAUCACAACACGGGGAAAUUUCUGGAAAAAUCGAAGAAGCAUUAAAGCCGUUAUUGGAAUCGUAUUAUUCGAUCAAGACUGCUAUUCAGCGAUUGGACGAGAGCAACUGGAGAUCAGCCUAUCAGGAGAAGCCAGAUGAUGAUUUGAAUACAAUAGCUAAACUUGCCCAGUGUAUACCAUGUGGAGCGUAUAACCUCGGGGCGGUUAUUGCCAAUGUUGCGCAUGUAUUAUUCAAUGGACAAGACAGCACAGCCGAGACAACUAAAACAUCGGGCAACACCAAGAAUUCGCUAAAUCCGUCAACCGCGCAAAAUCCUACAACAAAGAGUCCUGAGGCGAAACGCACGUCCCAAGAUUCAACGAGUCCCUCACCUGUGACCGCUCAAAUUGAAAGCACCAAAGAGCCUGAGGCGAGCCAAUCUUCGCAAGAUACAAUUAACCCUACACCUGUAACCGCGCAAGUUGAAAGCAUCAGAAAGCCUGUGGCGAGUAAAUUGGAAUCAGAACCAGUGAAUCCUAAAAUCUUACUCCGCCAAGCAUCAUCCAAAACUCCGCCAGCCGUGCAACCGAAACCGAAGAGAGAACGAAAGCGUUCCGAUAGCGCUCCAAACGCGUCUAUGCCUUCCGAAAACCAGAACACUCAAUUACUGUCCGACCAAGUUACAGAACUGACAAAUAAUUUAUUAAAUCAAAUCGAUACCAUUAAAACACCUCCACAAAGCCUUUGUAGGAAAGGAAGUAAAAAAUUGAGCCCCAGAACUGUACGGAAACUUUGUUCCAUAACGCUCAAAGACGACGAUAGAAUUAACGAAAAAAUGUUUGAAGAUGUCUCGGCUAUCCCACCCAAACCCUCACGACAGUGUAGCUCUCCCGGUACCCCCACCAACCUCGCUUUCCCUAAUCGAUCCUCGCUGACCGGAGCGUUAUCGGAUCCCGGCGCUUUGCAUUCGGAUAUUUUAGGUCAGAACAAUUUUCAAAGUAUGAAAUCGUUUGUAGAAAAGAUGAACAGCGAAUUUAUUGUUCUGAAAGAAGCGAUUAAAAGUUUUGGAGAAAGUGUAAGGGAACGGCAGAAACCGAAGCAUUUUGUAGCACACAGCAAGUUUAUCGUUCUCAGUGCACACAAAUUGGUCUACAUCGGUGACGGAGCAUCCCGAAGUGUUGGCGCCGACGACCGGGCUACGAUUUCGGCCGUAACGAGCGCUCUUUCCGAAGUGAUCUAUAUCUUUGUUGAGGAUAUUAAGAUUGCAGCUCGUCAGUAUCCCGAAGAAAUAGCUAUGAACAACAUGAUUAAAAGUGCGACAAAUGUUACGGAAAAAGCGUUAGGACUUUAUAAAACACUCAAACGCCAAGCUCAAAGUUAACACGAACAGCUUUAACAUUAAUAAUAAACUAAUUAUAAGGCACUCAAAGACAUGUUGCAGUGUUAACACCGAAAACAACAAAAUUAUAAAACACUCAAAAGACAUGUGCAUAAUAUACAAGAAUUACUGAAUUAAUUAUUUGCAUUCGACGCCAUUUUUGGUUGAUUUUUAUUCCAUUUUGUUGGUUGUACCGUGAAACUACCCAUGAUGCGAUUAACUGUUGAUCAAAUAAUGUAAAGAACUACUAAAUGAACUGUUUCUCGAUAGUGACUAAAGUAAAUUUUAGAAUCGAUCAGAAAUCAACCAAAAUGGCGCCCAAUGAGACGUAAUGACGUCACUUUCAAACAAAGAUAGCAACAUAAUUAUAAAGCACUCACAAGGCACGUGCAUUACACGAGGUGUUUUAGUAUUUAUGUAAUAAUAAUGGAAUGAAACUUUCACAAAGACUAGUGCAUUUCGCUUUGCACUGUUGCUAAUAUGGUAUAUAGUAUAUUUAAAGCAUGCUCAAUUAAUAUUCAGUAACACAGACAUUCCAACCACUGGAGGUAAAAUUUACGGAGACUGUUCAAUUCAGUGAAUUGAAAUCUAGUUCUUCUGGGAAAAAAUAAUAAAAAUUAAGUCUUCUGAAAUGGCGUUUCCCGCAUUUUGGGACUAUGUUAUUAUAAGUGAUCCUAUAAAUUGCCAUAAAGCAACUUCAAAAAAGGUCAAGACAGACUAUUAUGUUGCUAAAAACAGUAUAUUUAUAAUUUUUUAUGAUAUUUCCUGAAUAUUCUGAAAAAUCGGGAGAAUUUGAUAAAAAUCGGGAGACCGGGAGAUUACAUGAAUUUUCGGGAGACUCCCGGUAAAAUUGGGAGAGUUGGAAUGUCUGGUAACAUUAAUUAUUGUCACAUUGCUUUUAAGAAAGAUCUAGGUAGAAUAAAGUAAUAAAUAGUUUUAUAAAUAC